AUGGAAUCCAAGGUUGAAAUUCCUGUAGCUCCAUACGCAACCUCGGACAGGACAUCCUUUGCCUUUAUCUCUGCCCGAGACCGUUGGCCCGUCAUCGUGACAGGAGCAAUCGAUGACAUCCACCGUGCCAUUGUAGCCAGUGAUGAUGUACCAAAGCGAAAGGAAGGCAAGACAAUCCUGGAGGCGCUGGCGAAGCUAAAGUACGAGGUACAACAUGACCGGCAAUUGACACCACUUGCCGAUGAUGGAAAGCCGGACAUAUCAAAUUACAAUAAGGAGCUAGAGUCGUUAGGAGGUCCAAAUUGGUUCAGCGUGCCAUGGCUCUUUGCAGAGUGCUAUCUCUACCGACGUGUGCACACCUCUUUCUCCCUCUCAGACCACUGGAAGACCUACGAUGUCUUUUCUCGCCAGAAAAUGUCCACUUUUCGCUCGUCGCGACCAGCAGUCCUUGAACUUGCCGCCAAAUACAAAGAUUUAGUCUCGCAGUUGGAGAGGGAUGUAAAUUCUUUGAAGGUCCCUGAAGAGCUGGUCGAAGCGGAGCGGAUACUGUUCACGGAGAUGUGCGAGAUCUGCUUGUGGGGCAACGCCACGGACCUUUCCCUCUUAACGUCUUUGAGCUACGAAGAUAUACAAAAGCUGCAGGGUGCCGAUGCGAGGAAGAAAGCCGAAAAUAAUAUACUGGUUAAUGACCUCCCAGCUGCGUACACGGUUCUUAAGGAAGCGCAGAAGACAGACAAGAAAGUCAGGCGGGUGGACAUCGUACUUGACAACGCCGGCUUCGAACUUUUCGUUGAUCUCAUUCUUGCUGGCUAUCUUCUUGCCGCUGGCCUAGCUACACAGAUCACUCUUCAUCCCAAGACGAUCCCAUGGUUCGUGUCCGAUGUCAUUCCAGCGGAUUUUGCAGCGCUCCUAAGCGCUCUUGCAAACCCUCAAGGCUUCUACUCUACGCCCAACGAACAUUCAGAUCAGGUUCAAGACCCUCUGUCUGAGAAAGAGGCAUCGGAUCUCUCCUUCUUAUUUCAGCACUGGGCUGGUUUCCACGCUGAAGGUCAGUUAAUUCUUCGGCCAAAUCUCUUUUGGACGUCUGCGCACAGCUACUGGCACUUACCGCAAGCUGAGCCUAGACUUUACGAGGAUCUGAAAGAUUCGGAGCUGGUGAUUUUCAAGGGUGACCUCAACUACCGGAAGUUGACAGCUGACGCAAUGUGGGAACCAACAACGGCAUUCACCACAGCUAUUGGGCCAAUGGGACCUGCAUCAAAUGUCCGUACGCUGGCGCUUCGUACCUGCAAAGCAGAUACUGUGGUCGGGCUGCCCGACGGCGCCGAUGAGAGACUGAAGGGGAUGGAGGGUGGUGGUGGUGACAGUGGAGCUAGGAAAUGGGCGUGGUCUGGAAAAUGGGCUGUCGUCCAGUUCUGUGAUGGAAAGGCCUGA
Messenger RNA from Letharia columbiana, 1434 nucleotides. RefSeq lists its product as uncharacterized. The coding region runs from base 1 to 1434 and encodes 477 amino acids. Gene Ontology annotation, molecular function: phosphatase activity. The record is from RefSeq and is a predicted model, not a curated record. Gene Ontology annotation, biological process: DNA damage response. The transcript is spliced from 5 exons. Gene Ontology annotation, cellular component: cytoplasm; nucleus. NCBI's taxonomy places the organism in Eukaryota, Fungi, Ascomycota, Lecanoromycetes, Lecanorales, Parmeliaceae.